Messenger RNA from Blastomyces dermatitidis ER-3, 819 nucleotides. Its product is annotated as phosphotransferase enzyme family protein. Lineage: Eukaryota; Fungi; Ascomycota; Eurotiomycetes; Onygenales; Ajellomycetaceae. Bases 1 to 819 code for a protein of 272 amino acids. The transcript has 2 exons. Gene Ontology annotation, cellular component: mitochondrion. The record is from RefSeq and is a predicted model, not a curated record.
AUGGAGAAGAUGCCGGGGGUUCCUCUCUCAAAGGUGUGGUGGCAUUUGCAGCCAAACAAGAAACUCAAGAUCCUUUUACAGGUUGUCGACUAUCAGAGGAGAUGGACCCACACCAAGUUUACUGGAUUUGGGAGUCUAUACUAUGCCAAAGAUGUCGACCCACGACGCCAGGAUCCGCUAUAUGUCAAGGACGGGGAAGCCGUUACGGAUUCUCAGUUCGCGAUCGGCCCCUCUGUCGCGCGUGAAUGGAGUGAUGAAGGCGGCCCCCUAUUUGACCAUUGCGUCGACCCUUGUUUUCUCAACUACAACGGCCCCGAUGUAGGGGACAAUCUUGGACGCCCAGCAAUGCCUGAAAGCAUCAAAUCAUUGCAAGGCGAGGAAAAGACUGCGGCACUGAAUGAAUUUCUGAACAAGGCACUCAUGAUUGCCUGGCGUAGCCUGGUUCGGAGCAAGAAUCCAGAACAGUAUCGCAUGACCAGACUUCAACAAUCCCCAAGUGCAAAUCUCCUCCAUCUUUCUCGCCGCAUAUUUGAACUUGGAGAAGCUCACUUCUGCGCACUACUGCUUGACUUGCAGCAUGAAUGGAGAGAAAAUUCUCAAUCCAACUCAAACGCCCGUCGAUUCCCCCUCACGUUCACGGAGCCUGAAACCAAUGAAAUCGAAGCGGACAUGCGACGUGCGGACUUGGGCAUCAAGUUAAUGAAGGAUAUUGAACGCGAUCUGGGAAAUCUAUGUCCUGAGAAAGGCGUCAUGGAACAUGAAAACUACGAGCAAGUCAAGGCAUUGCUCAAAGAGCGAAAGGAGGAACUCAUCGCUUAG